GAAAUUCCAGUAACAGAAGGAUCCAGCAGAAAGAUUGUAAGCCCCAUGACUAAGAGGAGUUCAGAUAAAACUAAAGCCUGGGGUACGAAGUCAGAGCACCUGCUGAGGAUACAGGAACACGACUUUACAAUGCGCCCAGGAUUUGGAGGUCCUGCCGUCUCUGUAGGCGUGGAUGUUCAGGUUGAGAGUUUGGAUGCUAUUUCAGAGGUCGAUAUGGACUUUACCAUGACCUUGUAUCUAAGGCACUACUGGAAAGAUGCACGUCUGGCCUUCAAAAGCAACAACAACCUGAGCAUGACGUUCGAUGGCCGCCUGGUGAAGAAGAUCUGGGUACCUGACAUGUUCUUCGUCCACUCCAAGAGGUCCUUCACCCAUGACACCACCACUGACAACGUCAUGCUACGAGUUUACCCCGAUGGAAAAGUCCUCUACAGCCUCCGGGUGACAGUCACAUCCAUGUGCAGCAUGGACCUGAGUCGCUUCCCUCUGGACACGCAGACAUGCUCUUUGGAGAUCGAGAGCUAUGCGUACACAGAUGAUGACCUGAUGCUGUACUGGAAGAAAGGGAACAGGUCAUUAAACACAGACGAAAAAAUAUCUCUCUCCCAGUUCCUGAUCCAAGAGUUCCACACCACCACCAAGCUGGCCUUCUACAGCAGCACAGGCUGGUACAACCGUCUGUACAUCAACUUCACCCUGCGCCGCCACGUCUUCUUCUUCCUGCUGCAGACCUACUUCCCUGCCACUCUGAUGGUCAUGCUGUCCUGGGUGUCCUUCUGGAUCGACCGCAGGGCCGUCCCUGCCAGGGUGCCACUAGGUAUAACCACGGUGCUCACCAUGUCCACCAUCAUCACUGGAGUCAACGCCUCCAUGCCCAGGGUGUCCUACAUAAAAGCUGUGGACAUUUACCUCUGGGUCAGUUUCGUCUUUGUCUUCCUGUCGGUGAUCGAGUACGCUGCUGUCAACUACCUGUCCACUCUACAAGAACGCAAAGAGAGGGCACUCCGAGAGAGGAUGCCAUGUACCUGUGGUCUGGCCCAUCCUGGCACCAUGUCAGCCAGCUACAGUGAGGUGGAUGCCAACACAACAGGGAAUUAUGGCAGCAUGCCAAGAAAUGGGGUGAAGCGGGAGAGGAUGCUGGUGGAGCUGAUGGAGAACGACCAGAUCACCGGCCAUGUGAGCUCCGGGACCUACAGCAGCGCCGCCAUCGACACACACGCCAUAGACAAAUACUCCAGGGUCAUGUUUCCUGGAGCCUACAUCCUCUUCAACUUCAUCUACUGGUCCAUCUACUCCUAA
Trematomus bernacchii (emerald rockcod) is the source of this 1299-nucleotide messenger RNA. Its product is annotated as gamma-aminobutyric acid receptor subunit rho-1-like. Gene Ontology annotation, biological process: monoatomic ion transmembrane transport; signal transduction; regulation of membrane potential. The record is from RefSeq and is a predicted model, not a curated record. Gene Ontology annotation, molecular function: neurotransmitter receptor activity; GABA-A receptor activity; extracellular ligand-gated monoatomic ion channel activity. The transcript is spliced from 9 exons. Gene Ontology annotation, cellular component: neuron projection; GABA-A receptor complex; synapse. Lineage: Eukaryota; Metazoa; Chordata; Actinopteri; Perciformes; Nototheniidae. The coding region runs from base 46 to 1299 and encodes 417 amino acids.